UUGAGGUCGGGCUUUUGUAUAGUAACGGACAACAACUAGGGGCAAAGGCAAAGUUAUUAGAGCUCAACAAUGCUUUAAACGAAUUGUCCAUAAAUAAUAUAUAUAUAUAAACCGAGGACUAUGUUGGUCGCCAGACGAUUAGUAUCAACAUUUAUUCAGAGGGGAAAUAAUUCCGGUCCAUCUGGUUUGUUCAGCCGUCCUCAUGGAGCCUUCCCUGAACUUGAACCCCGGUAUCUUCAAUGCACGUGUUGCUGGAGAAGUCGCGUCCCCGUAGCAGGGUUCGAGACCCUGAACGCGAACCUCAUCCCCACUGCACCGUGUACAGAUGACCUAUCGCUGGACACCUGCUUUACUGCAGACCAGAGGGAGGUCAUCCUCCGGACCCUGAACAAUGCUACAGAGCUAGAGCUGGCAGGUGUCAAGCUCUUGCGAGGACGCAAGUCGGUCAACAUUGUGGAUUACAGGACCAAAAAUGGACCUUUCAGAAGUCUCGAGAGCGUGGUGAAUGUGCCCCUGCUGAAGCACAAGAGUGCCCUCGUAGUUUUUAACUCUAUUCUCAAUCCGCUCAAGAAAGAGAAGAAGGUUAAGGUUCAAUUGAUGAAGUUUAUCAAACCUGAGGUGGACAGAGCCUGGCUUGAGGAAGCCACUUCAAUAGUGUCAAUAAUAUGUGGGACUAACAAAGUUGCCUGGGCCCAUGUGGACAGAGGGAUGAUGGUGCUGGACUGGCAACAACUGGACUGUCCUAACUUUUUAAAGGGGACCUACAUUGCUUCAUCUUACUUAAAUGAUAUCUCUAAUGUUGUGUCACAGCUGCCCCCAGCAGACUUCUACUUGGUGGAGAAGCCCUCUAUCUCCCUACAGAACACAACUCUGUUCCCCAUCAUGGCCCACAUGCGCUCAGUGGAGGCCAUGCUGUUUGCACUGCUGGAGCCCAAAAUCUACCAGACAGACUCAAACACACCUCCCAGGGUCCUGAACAUGAUGCGUCUGGCCGUGGGCCGCCACUUCGGCCUGAUGGUUGGGGAGUCGCGGACCAGCGGCGCCCAGGCCGUGCGUCAGAUGAUGACCGAUUCGGUGACGCAGAAGCUGCCGCGGCUUAACUUCCCCCAAGACCUGCUGCUGAAGUACAGGAACGCCUUCCAGAUGGGGCGGGGCAGAGGGGGCGAGGAGCUGUGUGACGCCCUGCUGCAGGCCGUGGCCUUCUACGAGCUGCUCAGUGAGUCGUCUAGGUAGGCCUGGCCCGGCUUGGGUUAGUCCCGGCCUAGUUUGGGCAAGAAGGACAGCUCGUUCACAACCCAACAGCAGGACCAGGUAUCUACCAGGAGAUGGUUGACGUGGUUGCAGGUGUGUUUCAGUAGUUGGUUGAAGACAGGAGCCUUGAAGGAUCACGGUCUUUGAUUCAAGUUUCCCUACUGAAUGAUCAUGAAUUGCUGUGUGAAACCAUGAAACCAACCUUUUCUCUGUAUUUAUAUAUAUUUUUUUACUUUUUCUUUUACUAUGUAAAUUGCAAAGCAGUCUUUUGCUUUUUGAACACAAGCGCUGUUGAACUGUUUGACAUAGUAUUGUGGGAACUUGGUGAUGUGGGAAAUGUGUGGGUUUUGCUUCUUGGUAGGCAUGUUUUGGUAAAAUAAAUAGUGGGCCACUUUCAUUCCUGUGGUCUCUGAACCUCAACACACAAUCUUAUAAGUUCCUGUAUGAAUUAAAUAACAAUAACUGGAACAGAAGUUACAAAAAUAUGGGUUUUAUUUAUACUUGUUUUCCCUUUAAAUGUAUUUACACAGGACAGUUUUUCCCCUCGACUGUAUACAUUGAUGCAUACAUUUCAUGAGACAAUAAAGAAUUAAAUUAAUCAGA
Molecule: messenger RNA, 1854 nt
Organism: Gadus morhua (Atlantic cod)
Lineage: Eukaryota; Metazoa; Chordata; Actinopteri; Gadiformes; Gadidae
Gene: tefm
Product: transcription elongation factor, mitochondrial
Exons: 5
Coding region: 121-1233 (370 amino acids)
Biological process (GO): transcription elongation by mitochondrial RNA polymerase; mitochondrial transcription
Cellular component (GO): mitochondrial nucleoid
Molecular function (GO): nucleic acid binding; DNA polymerase processivity factor activity
Source: RefSeq, a predicted model, not a curated record